CUAGUCGAGCCGGGGGGAACCGCGGAGCCUGAAGCGCCGGCGCCAGCGCCAGGAUGUCGGUCCCGGACCCGGAUUACAUCUACCUCCUGCCCGCCUACAUCAUGCACGACUUCUGCGCCGUCAUGGACUCGCUCGACUGCGCCGACUGGGGGCGAUUCGCCUCGUCGGUGGUGAGCGACAUGACGGACCUCCGGCUGCUGGCAAAUCGCGGGGACCUGGGGCGGACAGAGAACGUCAUGUGGUACUGGAUUAACCGCAACGGCACGGUGGGUCAACUGGUCGACCUCUUGGCCAACCUGAACCUGUGGAGACCUCGGGAGAUCAUCUUGCAAUGUGAGUCUCAGUUUCAGAUCGCCUUACUGUCACGUGUGCCGAGUUUAGAUUCCUAG
Messenger RNA from Amblyraja radiata (thorny skate), 389 nucleotides. Its product is annotated as interleukin-1 receptor-associated kinase 1-like. Gene Ontology annotation, molecular function: protein binding. The transcript has 3 exons. Bases 54 to 389 code for a protein of 111 amino acids. Lineage: Eukaryota; Metazoa; Chordata; Chondrichthyes; Rajiformes; Rajidae. Gene Ontology annotation, biological process: signal transduction. The record is from RefSeq and is a predicted model, not a curated record.